CGCACGGGGGCGGGGCGCGGGCGCCCAGAGUGGCUGAGGAGCCGGAAACGCGCCGCGGAGGGUGCGACCCUGAGGAGGCGGCGGGGCCCGGCGGGGUCGGGCGGAAAACGUUAGGGGAGCUGCCCCCACCCCCCCGGGGGCGCGGGGUCGGGGAGGGCGUCCGGGGCCAGCACUGCCCGGAUGAGGAACAAAACAGCGGGGCAGGCGCGCGAGCCCUUCGCGGCUGGCAGGUUGAGCACCCUUCUUCUCCCCGGAAGCUGCUGGAGGAGAGGCCGAGCGGGUGUCCCCCAGCAUGCCCCAUCCCUGGCGGGGUGCGCGGCCACCGGCCCACGGGAGAAGUUGGGCGGCCCCGAAAACGAGCGGCCGCGGUUGUGCAGUGGUUGUGACCAAGAUGCUGUAGCACGUGACCUGGAACGCACACCCCGAUGCCGGUUCCCCGUCACCUGAGCGCCCCUUUCUCUGACGCUGGGCCCUGAGCAGAUGCAUCCCGACUGGGAGGUGGGCGCAGGUGACGGCUUGGGAAAACAUCUGGCGAAUGAUCGUUUCGGGUGCCACUGGGAAGAUUACAGGAUGAAUGAAAUGAACCUGAGCCCAGUGGGGAUGGAGCAGUUGACUUCAUCCUCUGUGAGCAAUGCCUUGCCAGUCUCAGGAAGUCAUCUGGGAUUGGCUGCCUCCCCUACUCAUAGUGCCAUCCCUGCCCCAGGCCUUCCAGUGGCAAUUCCAAAUUUGGGUCCCUCCUUGAGCUCCCUGCCUUCUGCUUUGUCUCUGAUGCUCCCGAUGGGCAUAGGGGAUCGAGGGGUGAUGUGUGGGUUACCGGAAAGAAACUACACCCUACCUCCACCACCCUACCCUCACCUGGAGAGCAGUUAUUUCAGAACCAUUCUACCUGGCAUUUUAUCUUAUUUAGCUGACAGACCACCUCCUCAGUACAUCCACCCCAACUCUAUAAAUGUUGAUGGUAAUACAGCACUAUCGAUCACCAAUAAUCCUUCAGCACUAGAUCCCUUUCAGACCAAUGGAAAUGUUGGACUGGAACUAGGCAUUGUCUCCAUAGACUCUCGUUCUGCGAACACACACGGUGCCCAAAGUCUUCAUCCUAGUGAUGGCCAUGAGGUGGCCUUGGACACAACAAUCACUAUGGAGAAUGUUUCUAGGGUUACCAGUCCAAUCUCCACAGAUGGAAUGGCAGAGGAGCUGACAAUGGAUGGUGUUGCCGGCGAGCAUUCCCAAAUUCCAAAUGGCUCCAGAAGUCAUGAACCUCUCUCUGUGGAUUCUGUGAGCAACAACCUGACCACAGACACUGUAGGACAUGGUGGUGUGAUACCCAUUCAUGGGAAUGGCCUGGAGCUCCCUGUGGUCAUGGAGACAGACCACAUUGCAAGUCGCGUCAACGGGAUGUCUGAUAGUGCUCUCAAUGAUUCCAUCCACACAGUGGCCAUGAGCACUAACUCUGUAAGCGUGGCCCUCUCUACCUCACAUAACCUCGCCUCCCUAGAAUCUGUUUCUCUCCAUGAAGUUGGCCUCAGCCUAGAACCUGUGGCUGUCUCCUCCAUCACCCAGGAGGUUGCUAUGGGGACAGGUCAUGUAGAUGUAUCUUCAGACAGUCUUUCUUUUGUACCACCUUCACUGCAAAUGGAAGACUCCAAUUCAAACAAGGAAAACAUGGCCACCUUGUUUACAAUUUGGUGCACUCUCUGUGACCGAGCGUACCCCUCAGACUGCCCUGAUCAUGGACCAGUGACUUUUGUUCCUGAUACUCCAAUAGAGAGCAGAGCGAGACUUUCGCUCCCAAAGCAGCUUGUUCUCCGCCAGUCAAUUGUGGGAGCAGAAGUUGGUGUCUGGACUGCAGAAACCAUUCCCGUGCGGACUUGCUUUGGGCCUCUAAUUGGGCAGCAGAGUCACUCCAUGGAAGUGGCAGAGUGGACGGACAAGGCGGCUAACCAUAUCUGGAAGAUAUACCACAAUGGUGUCCUAGAAUUCUGCCUCAUUACAGCUGAUGAAAACGAAUGUAAUUGGAUGAUGUUUGUGCGCAAAGCCAGGAACCGAGAAGAGCAGAAUUUGGUGGCUUAUCCCCACGAUGGAAAAAUCUAUUUCUGCACCUCACAAGACAUCCUUCCUGAAAAUGAACUACUUUUCUAUUACAGCCGGAAUUAUGCUCAGCAGAUAGGUGUUCCUGAACACCCAGAUGUACACCUCUGUAACUGUGGCAAGGAGUGCAGUUCCUAUUCAGAGUUCAAGGCUCAUCUGACCAGCCACAUCCAUAACCACCUCCCUAGCCACGGCCACAGCAGUAGCCAUGGGCCAAACCAUAGCAAAGAAAGGAGGUGGAAGUGCUCAAUUUGUCCUCAAGCCUUUAUCUCUCCUUCCAAACUCCACGUCCACUUUAUGGGUCACAUGGGUAUGAAGCCCUACAAAUGUGAUUUCUGUAGCAAGGCUUUUAGUGAUCCGAGCAACCUGCGGACCCACCUCAAGAUACAUACAGGUCAGAAGAACUAUAAGUGUACUUUGUGUGACAAGUCUUUCACCCAGAAGGCUCACCUGGAGUCCCACAUGGUCAUCCACACGGGCGAGAAGAAUCUCAAGUGUGAUUACUGUGACAAGCUGUUUAUGCGGAGGCAGGACCUCAAGCAGCAUGUGCUCAUCCACACACAAGACCGCCAGAUCAAAUGUCACAAGUGUGAUAAGCUGUUCUUGAGAACAAAUCACUUAAAGAAGCAUCUCAAUUCUCAUGAAGGAAAACGGGAUUAUGUCUGUGAAAAAUGUACAAAGGCUUAUCUAACCAAAUAUCAUCUCAUCCGCCACUUGAAAACUUGCAAAGGGCCCACCUCUGUCUCCUCAGCACAAGAGGAGGAAGAGGAGGAUGACUCAGAGGAGGAAGACCUUCCAGAUUCUGUGGGGACAGAAGACUGUCAGAUUAACAAUGCUAUGUAUUCAGCAGACGAGUCUCUCUCUGCACAUAAAUAAAAGAAAAGCAACUGCUUUGGAUGGUGAAUGCAAAGGGAAAGACACACAACCAGUUAUCCACUACAAUGGUUUUUAUAAAAUGGUUUCUGAUUUCCUUCCAGCCAGUAGUCAAAACAGACCGAAUGAGAACGGAUAAAGCACUUACAGAAACAGAAGACUGUCUGAGUGGAAAUGCUUUAAAACUGACUGGGAGGGGAGAACAUGUAUCCUGUUUUUAAGUGAUGGAUAGGGAGGAAAGGGUUAGCUGUUGAAGUUUGUUCUUAAUUUACAUGAUAAUUUGGGAAAUGAAUUUAUGCCUGAGUCAGAGUGGCGUUCUGCCCAAACAAAUCAGAUUUAUUUCAGUUUCUCCCAUUACUCCUUUUUGCUGUCAGUCCUGUGACCUGGUAACACUCUGAACUUGAUCCUUGCCCCACAGCCAUCUCAAUUGCUGACCAUGUUUUAUGCAGACUAUGACUUGCUUGCAUUGCAGAGUGGGUUGGAAGAGAGCAGUGGAAGUAUUGACUGCAUCAGAGAUUUCAAGCAGCAUCUGCCCUAACUUCUCCUGGCCACUUGGGAGUUUAGGUUAGAUCUUGAUUCCCAAAUUUUUAGCAGUUGCCUACAGGGCAAAUAGGAAAGGCCUUGUCAGUCAGUGAAUAAUGAUAGAAGAAAAGGAGAGGUACCUGGCUGCUGCCCAAGAAACUAGCUUUGUGGGAAGCCAGGGUGAAUCACCUGGUUAUUGUUACCUGGAGAUCUUUGUAAGGUUUGACCAUGUCUAUCUCCUCUAACGCCUCUAGCCAUUCAGACACAGAGGACCUGGAGGUACAUAGUGUCCAAAUAAUGCCUGCUGGAUUGACAAAGAAGUAUCUCAGUCCAUGGAAGGGAAGGAAGAGAAUGCUCUUUUAUGUUUGGUUUAUUCUAUGAGAAGUUCAAGACAACAUCAAAUGUUACAACUCAGCAACAAAUGACUGCAAACUCAAGGGUGAAUUUGCAGAGUUAGGCCUUCCUAGUUGUCUGCUUAAGGACCUCACCAGGUAAGCAUGAAGGAAGCCAGUGAAUUUGGAAGAUAGAGAAGACUCAGUGGUUACCAUAUGGACCUGCGUUCAGGCCCUGGUGAGCAGGAACACAGCUUUUCUCAAGCAGACAUCCUCAAGUUGACAGUGGAUGGAACAUGACCGCCUACUCGAAGGCACAACCUCUGGGCUGGAGUAGAGGACUCUGGUGGGAAGGUUUUGCUGCUAAUGUAUUUAUGAAAUGAAUGUAUUUCAUUCAAAUCUGUAUUCCUCUAGGAAGGAUUAAAAUGCAUUUUUUUUUUUUAAAUACAGGAUUUCUUUUGCUAAUCUCACUGUCAUUUUGUGGAGGAGGAGAUGGAUGAGUCUUAGAGGAAAAUCAAAUACAACUUGAGUUUUUUGUUUGCAGUACUGGUGGUUGAACUCAGGCCCUCACUUGCUAGGUAGGCACGCUACCAUUUGAGCUGCU
Messenger RNA from Castor canadensis (American beaver), 4419 nucleotides. It is a transcript of the gene Prdm4, whose product is annotated as PR/SET domain 4. Gene Ontology annotation, biological process: transcription by RNA polymerase II; regulation of gene expression. Lineage: Eukaryota; Metazoa; Chordata; Mammalia; Rodentia; Castoridae. The record is from RefSeq and is a predicted model, not a curated record. Gene Ontology annotation, molecular function: DNA-binding transcription factor activity, RNA polymerase II-specific; histone methyltransferase binding. Gene Ontology annotation, cellular component: nucleus.